GACAAUGAUGUAUUCCCUUUUGACCUCUAGUGACCCCCUGCAUGACAUCAAACAUGGCGGAUGUAAACUGUUCGGUUGCCAUAGACGUGUAGGUGGUCCCUUCUUUCCAAUUUUCGCCAUAUUUCUUGCUUUAGAGAACUAUCGCCCAACGCAUUAUGGAUCAUAAGGUCUCCAGGGAAAUACUACCAGCUCUGACCUGAACCGUGGGACUGAAUCCAAGAUGGCCGACCCUAAAGGAGCCUACAUCAUCCAGAGUGACAACCUCGGUAGUGCUGACAAUAACAGCUUUAGGGGCAAGAGGGGUACGAGACAUGUAGCGAUGUCACCGAUUUUAGAGAGGCACGUUCCGGAGCACCCUCUUCCUGAUGAGUUACAGUUGAUGGAGAGAGACGACACCAUCUGUAAGUUCUGUGGAGUCAGCUACUUGAUUCACCAUGAGAUCAAGAGACUUGAGGAUCAGGUGAAGUAUUUGGAAGAGGAACUUGAGCAGCACACAGACUGUGAGGAGCGUGAUGAGAGACAUCGUAAUGAGUACAGCAAACUGCAGGAGAUCGCUGAGGACAUGCAGAACAGACUGGGGGCAAAGGAGUCCAGUAUUGCAUCCCUGACACAAGACCUACAGCAGAAGGCUGGUGAGCUGGACAGACUGAGGGAACAGUGCACACAGAGUGAGGAGAAGGCAUCAGAGCAGGCAACACUGGUAGAAAAACUCAGGAAUAAAAAUGGAGAACUCCACACCAGGUUACCCGAGCUCCUGUCGUCUGUGCGGAACCAGAGAGCAUGUCUACAGAACAUACAGACAUUUGUACACCAGCGGGACAAGGUUGUACAGGACACAACAACGCAGCUGACAAAACUUCUCACUAAUAUGGGCAUUGUAGAGAUGCAAGAAAUGGAGAACCUUAAAAAACAGAUUGAGGACCUGACUCAGCAGAAGUCCUGUGAGUCAGCGGAGUUGUCCAGACUAACACAGGAGCUGCAGAAGGCACAGGGGGACGUGGGCAGGCUACAGGAGACUGAACAACUCGGGAAGGACCUCCGGGGGAAGUUCAGUGAACUGCAGAGGGAACAUGAAGCCAUGAAGAACCAGCAAGACAAAAUAGAGCAAAGUUCAAGAACUAUCUCAGCCGAGUUGGCUCAGUACAAGGAGUUGGUCAGAAGUAAGACCCAGGAGGUGGAAACCCUCAACACACAGCUAAGGAAGAGGGACCAGAUAGCAGAUGAGAAUGUUUCAAGACUACAGAGAGAGCUGAAGCAGUGUGAGGUGUACAUCUCCCAGCUGAACCAAGACUGCCAGGGGCUGAGGAACCAGCUUCAGGACCAGUCUAACAUGGAGGAGGAGUUUAAGCGCAAGGCCUCCAUGUCGCUCGGGGAGGCACAGGAGGUCAAGUCUGCACUGAUGAAGGCACAGGAGGAGCUGAAAAUGCUCAAGGAUGAAAGGGAGCUGAUGGUAGUGUCCCACCAGAACAGGAUCGACCAGCUCAGGGACAGCUUCAGGAAAAAACUUCAGGAGGCGGAGCAGUGGCCUGGCAAGAUGGAGGAUAUCCUGAGACAGGAGAGACAAAACUGUGCCAGACAGCUGGAGGACCUGGAGUUCAGACUGAAGGAGUCAUACAGAAUGGAUGUUGAAAUUGAGAAACAAAAGCACCAGGAGAUGAUAGAGAGAUACAUCAAGGAGAAGGAUGACCUGCAUGACAAGCUGAAAACCCAGGCCAGUAGGCUCACCAGUGAGCAGCGGGCCUCCAUGACUAACUUGGAGAGACAACUCAGCGAGGUCAGAGGUCAGGCGGAGAGACAGGAAGCAGCUCUCAAACAGGAAGUGAGCAGCUUGAAGAGGCUGACCUCUGACCUCCAGACCAGACUAAGUAAGGCUGAGGGACAGAAUGAUGAUGAACUCGCAGGAAUGAAGGAGUUAAUGAGACAGAAGGAAGAAGAGUUAGCUACACUAAAGGAGGAGAAUAAGGAAUUGGAGGAGAAGAACACUCAAACUACUGAAGAGAUUGCCUUUCUACAAGAGACGGUGAGGAGAGAGUGUGAGGAGAGGUUUGAGCUCACAGAAGCGCUGAGUGAGGCACGAGAGCAACUUCUCGCCUUUCAGCGCCCGCCAGCUGGAUACCAAUCCAACGCCGUGCCCCGCCCGCCAUCCGGACAGAAAAGUCGCUCGGAGAAUUCCUUACGCAGCAGUACAAACAGUUUCUCUUCCACUGGAAGUGCAGGGAGCGGGAAGGGGGGUGUGAGGUCAUCCUCCAGUAAUGUCAGUGUGAGUUUUGAAGGAGCCAAGCCGACGGGGACGGGGGACAGAGGGAAAGGCAGCAGCAUGAACGCCAGCCGGAAAAGAAUUGCUGCAGCCAUGGGGAGAAGAUAGCCCGUGUGAAGUAUUUAUAGCAAAGGGGAAUUUUACGAUAUCAAGAAACAAGUUAUUAAUUUUUCCCCCGUUGCUGUAAUUGAAUGUGUCCUGUUAUUAUUGCCUCCCAAUGCUAUGGUUCUGAAGUGAACAAAAUUUAGGAAAUAGUUGUUUGAUAAUAGCAUUUUUGAAAUGCACACGUACAAUCCUUGUGUCAUAAGACGCAUUACUUUUCUCAGAUGAUCUGUUGGGUAAAGCAAUAACUGCGUAUAUAGAUGUAUGGAGUUUUGUGAUAUAGCAGCAAGAGAGGAAGUCCUUUUUUGUCAUCAUGUAUAUGAUACAAUCUUGCACCAUAAAGAUUAUAUUUUAUUACCUUAUUGUUAAUCUGUGUCGUAUUAACAGGACUCACCCUGUUAAUAAGGGUUUAAAUUGUUGAUCAAUGGUAGGAUUACAGUGAGAAUUCUGUGGUCAGAAUAUAGCUAUCAGGGGUGCUAUAGCUGCAGUCAGUGUUAUGUACAAAACUGUUUCUGUUUGCUAUAAUAGUUACCUUUUUGUCAGGAAAUUUGUUUGGACCAAAAAUAGUUUUUUGGGAAGAAGUGCCUUUCUAAACUUUGGCUGUAUGGAACAAUUCUUUGCCUAUGAAUCUAAAUGUAUGAUAAAAGGUUUUAAAAGAGAUGGUAAAGUGCAUAUUAAGUGUGACGUUACAUUGUACUUAAAGGGAACCAAGUAAAUAAGUACUCAAGAAUAUGAUAUGUGGUCUUCACAUGCACUUUUUAAACCCUUGUGCCUUCCUUCAUACACCCUAGUGCCUUACAAAAUGUUUUGUCAAUUGAAGACAGUAUGUUCUAUUAAGUGAGCACAGCAACUAUUUUUACAACAAUGUAGAUAUCGUAUAUGUAUAUAUUUGUCUUGUGAUGACAUCUAUAGCUGUAUUGAUUUUAUGUACAUGUUGCAUCUACGUGUCAUAAAAAUGUCAGAAACACCCAGAAA
Messenger RNA from Branchiostoma floridae (Florida lancelet), 3334 nucleotides. Its product is annotated as leucine-, glutamate- and lysine-rich protein 1-like. NCBI's taxonomy places the organism in Eukaryota, Metazoa, Chordata, Leptocardii, Amphioxiformes, Branchiostomatidae. The coding region runs from base 221 to 2365 and encodes 714 amino acids. The transcript has 14 exons. The record is from RefSeq and is a predicted model, not a curated record.